Messenger RNA from Triticum turgidum subsp. durum (durum wheat), 1653 nucleotides. The record is from the annotation of a GenBank genome assembly. NCBI's taxonomy places the organism in Eukaryota, Viridiplantae, Streptophyta, Magnoliopsida, Poales, Poaceae.
AUGGACGGCGCCGGGGGCGGGGGAGGAGGGCCGCACCCCUCCCGGAGGAGCAUCUCCUCGGCCGCCGGCCCCAGGAGGAGGGGCCCGUCCAUGGAGAACGGCCACGACGCCGCCGCCGCCGCCAGGAGGUCCUCCGCCACCAUCUCCCGCACCACCUCGACGGUGACUGGGGAGAGAACCGUUAAGAGACUGAGACUGUCCAAGGCACUGACGAUACCGGACCACACGACUGUGUAUGAGGCUUGUCGGAGGAUGGCCGCACGUAGAGUUGAUGCCGUGUUGCUGACGGACUCCAACGCGUUGCUUUGCGGGAUCCUUACUGACAAGGACAUAACCACAAGGGUUAUUGCUCGUGAAUUGAAGCUAGAAGACACACCAGUUUCCAAGGUCAUGACUAGAAACCCUCUCUUUGUUCUCGGGGACACUCUCGCGGUUGAGGCAUUGCAGAAAAUGGUGCAAGGUAAGUUCAGACAUUUACCUGUUGUGGACAAUGGGGAAGUCAUUGCGCUACUGGACAUAGCCAAGUGCCUAUAUGAUGCUAUUGCACGAAUGGAAAGGGCAGCUGAGAAAGGAAGAGCAAUUGCUGCUGCUGUUGAGGGUGUUGAGAAGCAUUGGGGAACAUCUGUAUCUGGUCCCAACACUUUUGUUGAAACUCUUCGUGAACGGAUGUUUAGGCCAUCACUGUCGACAAUUAUAUCUGAGAAUUCAAAAGUGGCUACUGUUGCACCAACUGACACUGUGUUGACUGCAUCAAAAAAGAUGCUUGAACUAAAAGUAAGUUCAGCAGUUGUUGCGAUUGAAAACAAGCCUGGCGGGAUUCUGACCUCGAGAGAUAUAUUGAUGCGUGUUAUAGCCCAAAAUCUUCCACCUGAGUCUACUACAGUCGGGAAGGUUAUGACCCAGAGUCCAGAAUGUGCCACGAUUGACACCCCGAUCCUUGAAGCCCUACACACAAUGCAUGAUGGAAAGUUUCUGCAUUUGCCUGUUCUAGACAUGGAUGGGAGUGUUGUAACCGUUGUUGAUGUCCUUCACAUAACUCAUGCUGCAAUUGCAACGGUCGGAAACAGUGGAGCAACAGGCUCUGAGGCGACUUCUUCCAUGAUGCAGAGGUUCUGGGAUUCAGCAAUGUCAAGUGGGCCUCUUGAUGAUGAUGAUGAUUCCAGAAGCGAAGGAUCAACUAAAGUGGCAUCCGAGGCAGCAGAUAUAGGAAGAUCAGCCUUCUUUCCGCCUUCAGGCUUAUCAAACACUUUUGGGUUCAAGAUUCAGGACAAACAAGGCAGGAUGCACAGAUUUAACUGUGAAACGAGUAGCCUGGCUGAAUUGAUAACUUCCAUUCUGCAAAGACUUGGCGACGACAUUGAUAAAUUGAACCUACCUCAAAUUCUGUACGAAGAUGAUGAUCACGAUAAAGUCAUACUCUCAUCAGACACCGACCUUAUAGCGGCUGUGGACCAUGCAAUACAAAUCGGUUGGAAGAGCUUGAGGCUGCACUUGGAUUACGCCGGUGUUGGCCGCCGGAAGCGAGGAGCCGUCUCAUCGGAUUUCGAGUACGCUGGAAGGGACGCAUGGGCUUCCGCGUACGGCACCGUCGCGGCCGGCGCGGCCCUGGUGGCCGGCCUCGGCGUGAUGGCCUACCUGAAAAGAGGAGGCUAA